Molecule: messenger RNA, 3674 nt
Organism: Spinacia oleracea (spinach)
Lineage: Eukaryota; Viridiplantae; Streptophyta; Magnoliopsida; Caryophyllales; Amaranthaceae
Product: structural maintenance of chromosomes protein 5
Exons: 30
Coding region: 308-3463 (1051 amino acids)
Biological process (GO): double-strand break repair via homologous recombination
Cellular component (GO): Smc5-Smc6 complex; nucleus
Molecular function (GO): single-stranded DNA binding
Source: RefSeq, a predicted model, not a curated record
CCUGGAUCAAGCCUUGUAAUUACAAGGCGUCGCGCGGACAUUCAAAGACUGCCAACAAGUCAGUCCAACACAAAAGUUUCUGGCGUAACAAUUACGCAAGUGACCUUUGAGACACUGUUGUUCUGAUUUUGGCGCCAAUUUUAGAGUUCCCCUGCAAAAUAGGGCCACUAUCUUUCUCUCUCUUCCCUCUCACUCUUCACAAUUUAACCAAAACCCUAACUUUAUCUCCGGUUUCCAUGAAUUCCAGUUACUAGGCUUUCUUAGGGUUUCUCAAUCGAAUUUCAUCGGCUUCAAUUUACGGUUUCCAAUGUCCGAUCGAUGUGCUAAACGCCCCAAACUCACUAGAGGGCCAGAUGGUUAUUUGCCUGGAAAUAUAACUAAGAUUGAGCUUUAUAACUUCAUGACCUUUAGUGACGUGACAUGCCAGCCUGGUUCGCGUUUAAACCUAGUAAUUGGUCCUAAUGGUUCCGGGAAAAGCUCGAUUGUAUGCGCUAUUGCACUUGGUCUUGGUGGUGAUCCUCAGAUACUUGGGAGAGCUGGAAGUAUUGGGGCAUAUGUAAAACGGGGAGAAGAAUCUGGACACAUCAAGAUCACCUUGAGAGGUGAUUCUAAUGAGCAGCAGAUUUGUAUUACUCGUAAAAUUGACACGAGUAACAAGUCUGAGUGGCUGUUGAAUGGCAAUACGGCAGCAAAGAAAGAUAUUAUUGAAGUUGUUAAAAAAUUCAAUAUACAAGUUAACAAUUUGACUCAGUUUUUACCGCAAGACAAAGUGUGCGAGUUUGCCAAGUUAAGUCCUGUAGACCUGUUACGUGCAACAGAAAAUGCUAUAGGUGAUCCUCAACUAGCAAUGCAACAUGAUGCUCUUAUAGAAAAAAGUGGUCAGCUGGGCAGACUCCAGAGAGCUGUUGACGGGAAUAAAGUGACGUUAAACCAGCUUCAGGCUCAACAUGCUGAACAGGAAAGGGAUGUUGAACGAGUUCGUCAGAGAGAAGACCUUCUAGAUCAGGUUGCUUUAUUGAAGAAGAAGUUACCUUGGUUGAAAUAUGAUCAGAAUAAAGCUGAAUAUCUGGAAGCCAAAAAGCGGGUUGAAGACGCAAAUAAGAAAUAUGUUGAAGCUGCAAAGAUCUUGAAUGAUCUACUGGAACCUAUUAAACAGCAGGAGGAGGAAAAAGCACUGCAGGACUCAAAGGGGAAAACAGUGCAGAAUACUUUGAGUAGGAUUGCCCAAAGGUGCAAGCAACUUCAGGAGAAUGAAAUUCAAUGGGAAGUCGAUGUAACUGGAAAAUACAAGGACAUGGAAGAAUUGAAGAGGCAUGAAGAAUCACGUCAGCAAAGAAUUUUGGAGGCUAGAGAUGAUCUUGCAGCUGCUGAACUAGGACUAGCAAACUUGCCACCUUAUGAGCCUCCAAGGGAUGAAUUUGAAAGAUUGGGGGCCAAAAUUGUAGAACUUGAACACAAUGCAAAGGAGAUUAGGGAGCAAAAGACCGAGAACCGUGACAUUUGGUCUGAACACAGAAAAGAACUGACACGGUUGGAUGAAAGUUUAAAGGCUAUGGAGAAUAAAAAUUACAAGCUUCUGGAAGGGCUGAAAAACAGUGGAGCAGACAAGAUAUUUGAAGCUCACCGUUGGUUAAAGGAACAUCGCGGCCAGCUGAAAAGAGAGGUUUACGGACCUGUUCUGCUUGAGGUUACUGUCAAGGAUCAAUCUCAUGCUGACUAUUUGGGGGGCCAAGUUCCACAUUACAUAUGGAAGUCCUUCAUUACUCAAGAUCCUGGCGAUCGAGACUUUUUGGCGAAAAAUAUGAAAUCGUUUAACGUCCCAAUUCUUAACUAUGUCCCUAAUGAAGAACGGCAUAGAGAUUCCUUUCGAAUAUCCGAGGAGAUGCGUAAGCUUGGGAUACAUGCUAGGCUUGAUCAAAUUUUUGAUGCCCCAGCUGCUGUCAAGGAGGUUCUGAUUAGUCAGUCUGGUCUUGAUAAUUCGUACAUUGGUACCGUGGAAACCGAUCGACGGGCAGAUGAAGUUGAAAAGUUGGGAAUACAUGAUUUUUGGACUCCAGCUAACCACUAUAUUUGGUCCAGAUCUAGAUAUGGUGGUCAUGUGUCUGCUAGUGUUGUAUCAGUUUCUAGAUCCAGUCUUCUUUCGUGCAGUUCAGAUAAUACAGAAAUUGAGACUCUUAGAUCCAAGAAAAUUGAGCUUCAACAGAAAAUCAAUGAAUUUGACGAAAGUCUGAAAUCUCUGCAGUCUGAGCUUAACCAGAUUGAAAAUGAAGCUUCUAAAUAUUACAAACAACGGGAGGAAGUGACCGGCAGGGUACAGUAUGAGAAGAGAAGACGGAAGCUUUUGGAAAACCGUAGGAAUCAGACGAUGUGUAAAUUGAAAUCCAUUGAAGAGGAGGGGGAUGUUGAUAGUCAGAUUGCCAGCCUGGCUGAUCAAGCUGUAAAUUUGAAUGUCCAGCGGUUUCAUAAUGCAAUUGAGAUUAAGAAUUUACUAAUGGAAGCUCUAAAAAACAAAUGGUCUCUUGCUGAAAAACGCCUCUCUGUUGUUGAAAUUGAUGUAAAGAUACGAGAGUCUGAAAUGGAAAUUAGGCAGCAAAACUCGUUCACUACGGAAGCAAGCAAGCAAUUGCAGCAAUGUAAGAAAGAAGUGGAAAGACACAAGGAGCUGCUUACAAAGGCCAAGAAAUAUGCAGAAUCUAUUGCAACGAUCACUCCUGAAAUUAAGGAGGCCUUCCUUAAGAUGCCUGGUACAGUUGAGGAACUUGAGGCUGCUAUUCAAGAUAAUUUGGAGCAAGCUAGUUCCAUCCUCCUACUCAAUCAUAAUGUCGUGGCAGAAUAUGAAAUGCGACGAAGAAAGAUUGAAGCCCUGGCAAGAACACUUGAAGAAGAAGAACAUGGAUUAAGGACUCUUUUGGCUGAAAUAGAUGCCUUGAAGGCUAGCUGGCUUCCAACAUUGCAGAAUCUUGUUUCUCAGAUCAAUGGAACAUUUGGUCAUAAUUUCCAGGAGAUGGCUGUUGCUGGAGAAGUAUUAUUAGAUGAGCACGACAUGGACUUUGGUGCAUACGGUAUUGUUAUAAAAGUAAAGUUCAGGCAAGCUGGACAACUUCAAGUCCUCAGUGCCCAUCAUCAAUCUGGAGGGGAGCGUUCAGUUUCAACCAUACUGUACCUUGUUUCUCUACAGGAUCUUACCAUUUGCCCCUUUAGAGUAGUUGAUGAAAUUAAUCAAGGAAUGGAUCCCAUCAACGAAAGAAAGAUGUUUCAGCAGUUGGUGAGAGCUUCUAGUCAACCAAAUACACCACAGUGCUUUUUGCUGACACCCAAAUUGCUGCCCAACCUAGAUUAUGGUGAUGCAUGUACCGUCCUGAAUAUCAUGAAUGGACCAUAUAUUGAAGAGCCUGCUAAAGCGUGGAGCAAUGGAGAAUGUUGGGGUACAGUCAUAAUGCAACUGAGUCAAGCUCAAUGCUAAUGUUUGUGUUCGUUGUAGUUGUGAUUUUUGGUAAAAGUCAGAAAAUCAACUCCUAUGAUUUAGGUUUCGGUUUUCCUUUUGGGAACAGUUCAUAUUAUUGAUUGUAAUCCUAAAGCAUUGUGGUUACACACUUAGAAGCUGUAGCAACAAAUCUAUACUUGAUUUUAAGCCGCUGGCCUGAAUGAAAUGAUUUCAAGUGAAAUUAUUAUGA